CCAGGCUUUGAUGACACACUGAACUCUGCAACGCCAGAUUCCACUCAGCAGAGCCAUGGGGAAGACAGGUGGGAGAGCAGACUUUGAGUGGGUCUACACUGACCAACCCCACACCUCCAGGAGGAAAGAAAUCCUAGCGAAAUACCCAGAAAUCAAGAGCCUGAUGGGUCCAGACCCUCAGCUGAAGUGGGUGGUGUCUGGUAUGGUCCUAACCCAGCUGCUUGCCUGCUACUUGGUCCACAACCUUCCCUGGAAGUGGGUCCUCUUCUGGGCCUACGCCUUCGGGGGCUGCAUCAACCACUCGCUGACUCUGGCCAUUCACGACAUCUCUCACAACGUUGCCUUUGGAAACAAGCACGCUAAAUGGAACCGCUGGUUUGCCAUGUGGGCCAACCUUCCCAUCGGAGUGCCCUACUCUGCCUCCUUUAAGAAGUACCACAUCGACCACCACCGGUAUCUGGGGGGCGACCAGCUAGAUGUGGACAUCCCAACAGACUGGGAGGGGUGGUUCUUCUGCACGCCUGCUAGGAAGCUACUGUGGCUCUUCCUGCAGCCACUCUUCUACGCUUUAAGACCGCUGGUGGUCAAUCCUAAACCAGUGGGCCAGAUGGAGAUCCAGAACACAAUAGUUCAGGUGUUAGUGGAUGCAGUCAUCUUCUAUUUCUGGGGGCUGAAGCCCAUCGUUUACCUCAUUGCCGGAUCCAUUUUGUGCAUGGGGAUCCAUCCCAUCUCUGGACACUUCAUAGCAGAACAUUACAUGUUUCUGAAGGGACAUGAGACCUAUUCGUACUAUGGACCACUGAACUUGAUCACCUUCAAUGUAGGGUAUCACAUGGAGCACCAUGACUUCCCCAGCAUACCUGGCAGUAGACUACCUCAGGUCAAAAAGAUCGCAGCCGAGUAUUAUGACUCCCUGCCUCAGCACACCUCCUGGUUCCGGGUACUGUGGGACUUUGUGUUCGACGACAGCAUCGGUCCUUACGCUAGAAUCAAACGAGAGUACAAGCUGAGCAAGUCUGAAUAGGUUGUUGGUUAUAUUUAAUCAGAAAAGUAAAUUAAAGUUGUUAAACAUUGACAUUUACCACAGAGAAAUGCCUUGGUUUUUUUUUCUUCACGUUUGAUGCAGUUGAUGGGAAAAAAAAGUUUUCUCUCCUGUUGUCUUGUUGCUCUGUAAAAAAAAGUAAAUAAAACUAUUGUCUUUAGAGUUGCAAACAGGAAUAGUUGGAUAGAAAAAGUGGAUUUUUUUUCAUACAUGCAUUCCUGCAGAGAAAACUUCUAACUUGGGGAUGGCAGUUGCUUCUAACAUCAAGGUCUCAUACAUUGUCAUGAUCACUGGAGAUAUCACUAGUGCCCUCCCUCUCCUGAAAGUCACCAUGAGCCAGAUCCCCCCCCAAAAGAGCUCUAAUAUUAACCCCAUAUUGCUGAAAACAAUUAGUCUAAUUUUGCUUUGGUAGAACGGAGCUGAAGAGGAAGAAGCGUUGAUACUUUCAGUGAGAGGAGCUUUUCUUUGGUGAUGCUCCGUUCUGUGGUAAACCACCUGAUGGAGACUGCAGCCCAAAAGCAGACAUGAAAACAUCUCAGAAAAGCCUUAACACCAGUUUUACUUCUUACCCAUCAGGGUAGGUUUUUUUUGUUUUUUUUUAAAAUGUUUUUGUGAAAUGUUCUGUCAAUUUCUACUCACUUUUUUAAAAAUAAAUAUUUGUG
Cyprinodon variegatus (sheepshead minnow) is the source of this 1704-nucleotide messenger RNA. It is a transcript of the gene degs2, whose product is annotated as delta(4)-desaturase, sphingolipid 2. Gene Ontology annotation, cellular component: membrane. Gene Ontology annotation, biological process: ceramide biosynthetic process; sphinganine metabolic process. The record is from RefSeq and is a predicted model, not a curated record. Lineage: Eukaryota; Metazoa; Chordata; Actinopteri; Cyprinodontiformes; Cyprinodontidae. Bases 56 to 1024 code for a protein of 322 amino acids. Gene Ontology annotation, molecular function: sphingolipid delta-4 desaturase activity. The transcript is spliced from 3 exons.